This is a messenger RNA of Chilo suppressalis (striped riceborer), 1440 nucleotides long. The record is from the annotation of a GenBank genome assembly. Lineage: Eukaryota; Metazoa; Arthropoda; Insecta; Lepidoptera; Crambidae.
CUGUUACAUACCUACUUUGUAACCACGACACACCCAUAAACAAUGACACAAUACAUCGUCAAAUCCUACACACAUGUGUCGUUUCUAUGCCCAACUCGACAGAGGGGAAAGCUGUGUAUGCCUACUCCGGAGGACGGUCAGACAGACAUACGGACAGUAGAGUCUUAGUAAAAUGGUUCCGUUAUUACCCUUUAGGUACGGAACCCUAAAAAAUGUGUUAUCUAAUGUAAGGUUUUUUCAGGUGCCGUUUUAGCGUCUCCUUUGAACGACCACCUCCGGGAAGCGAUGACGCAACUUCAUUUAAGUUCCAAUAGCGAUUCCUGCGCGCUUAUCACGGGAAUCCACGCCACUAUAUCCAAGGGAUCCUUCAGCUCAAUCGAAGGUGUUCCUUUAUCAAAGAUAAGAACUGUUUGGGCGCCAGAUGAACCAGACAACAAUCAAAAUGGCGAGGACUGUCUAGUUAUGCUGAAGAAUGGCACCAUGGCAGACGUGCCUUGCACCGAGACAUAUUCUUACGUCUGCUACAGGAAGAAGACCUCAGAAGUGGAGCUCAACGAGUGCGGGACUGUUGACAAUGGGUACAAACUGAACCCAAAAACGGGCAGCUGCUACAAGUUCCAUAAGGACGCGGUGGCUUGGACACACGCGUUCUCCGUGUGCGCGGCCGAGGGGGGCUACCUCGCCAUCAUCAACAGCGAGGAGGAGGCGCAGGAGCUCAAGCUUCUAGUCGACAGUAAUCCACCGGAGACUCUGUCGACUACUAACUCGCUGUCCACGUCCAUCGGUUUCAGAGACUGGUCCGAUCACACUAUGUGGUUGACCGUACAUGAGGACCACGCUGGCCUACGUUGUCACCUUCUAAGUGUGGCCACAAUUCCAACGCGUACAAAGAAAUUUGGUGACUUGUUUCUUUGUCGCACUAUUCGUAAAUGGAAUGCUCUCUGUCCGCUCACGUGUUCUGUCCUUCUUACAACCUGGGAUCCUUUAAAGGAAGCAUUCUCCCUCGAAUGUGUUCGGUAUAAAAUUUUGAUGAAACUUCCAGGUCAAACUCUAGAGGAGGCGGGGUACCCGCGCUGGGCGCCGGACGAGCCGAACAACGUACAGUACGACGCCGUGGGCGGCGAGAACUGCGGCAGCAUCCUACGGUACAUCAAACCUGGCGCCGGCAUGCUCAACGACGUGCCCUGCAACCUACCUCUCGCCUUCAUCUGCGAGAUGAAGCCCGGCUCGCUGAUCAGCCCUACUAACUGUGGUCACUAUUCCGAGGCGUACAAAGAAGUUUGGAGACUCAUUUCUUUGUCGCGCUAUCGUCAAUGGAAUGCUCUGCCCGCUAACGUGUUCCCUCCCUCUUAUUUUAAGAAAGAAAGAAAUAUAUGUAUGAUAAAAGCCGGGGUUCGGCGACUUACCGCAAACGCUCCUUACACCGCCACGGGUACCUAG